GAAUGUUAUUAGACAAUUUACAGCACAAAAUAAUAUAGGGCAAUAACACAUAAUUGAUACAUUGAGGUUCUUUCUUUAUUUUUUUUAUUUACGAAGAAUAUAAAUAUGGCAACCUCGCCACUUUAGAAAGUGACGUAAGAAAUAAUCGAGAGGGGUAACGUGUAAUUGUGUUGUGCAAACAAUUCGUGAAUCCUUCUUUUAUCUCACUAGUCCCAUCGAUGGGCGCUCCGAUCCAGGGAAAAGGCAACAAACGUGGUCACGCAAACGGCUUCGGUAAAUUGCGACAACCCCCGCGUCAGCCAUUGAACGACAAUUUCACACCAUUCGAUAGCCCCCCGAUGAUGCGGCCUCGCGGUCCUUUUCCUCCACUCCGCGGUCCGAUGGGCAUGCGACCUAUGAUGGUUCCCCCCAACAUGCGCCCACCUCCGCCUCGCGGACUUCGUCCACCGCCUCCCCGCCUUCUCAGAGGACCCAUAAUGCCGCCCCGGAUGAUGGGCCCUGGCCCGCGCCUUCCUCCUCCACCCGGCAUGCGGCCGCCCCCGCCUGGCAUGCGUCCUCCGCCACCACAUAUAAUGGGCCCCAUGCGGGGUAUAGGCUUCAGACGCGGGAUGCCGCGCAAGUUCCCUAUGGGGGCCUUCAAGGGAGUACAAAAAGGAAGAGUGAUGAAACGGCGACGUCCCAUGAUCAAAGACAUUGACCUGACGAAAGAGUGGGUUACGGAUGCGAUCAGGGAAGAGUUCAAAAAGAAGGAGCAGUUGUUGGCCGCGGCGAAGAGCUCGGAGAGCAAGGAGGCCUGGGCCACGUAUAGGACGCAGAGGGGGAAGUGCAGUCAGAUGUACCACGCGGCGGAAAUGGAGUUCGUUGGGCAGCAGGAGACUAGCGUACAAGAAUGGGAUGAAUUCGAUUACGAAGAAAAUCCAGAACCUAAAGAAAUUUACUUUUGUGAUGUUUGCGAAGAAGAUUUUUACACGAAAGAAUCUUACGAGAAUCACAUGUCGCAACAUCGAAUAUGCGGUUUGGAUGGAUGCCAAUACACAGCGCCUCAAAAAAUGAUCGAAAAGCAUAUCCAAAUGCAACAUUUAACUGGCCUUUAUGAAAAAAUACGAAGCGUUAAUACACCCGAAGAAAUCGCAAAAUGGAUCGAAGAACGAAAAGUUAGAUAUCCAAGUAAGGAAAAUGUUCAAAGAAGGUACGAAAGACAGGAAGAAAUGUUGAAAAGAGGGGAGAAAAUUGGGGAGAGGAAAAAUCGAUUCGGAAAGGACAGGACCAGACUGUCACGAGUCAGACAGAGAAGACAAGUCCGGAAAAACGAGCCAAAGAUUCUGAAAACAUCUGAACAGCCGAAGAAAUCCCUGAUCGAUGAAAAAUGCGACUGGAAUGGAACAAUGUUUCCGUUUGGAGGUACCAAAGAAUUAUAUAAUGAAGAAGUUGAAAAGGAAACUAGUGAUUACGAUGAUGAGGAAUGGAUGGAUACUUCAGGCAAAGUGACUGUUGAAUUAAAUAAUGCGUUGGGAGCAUUGAUGGGUGCGUAUGAGUCCGAUGAAGAAGAAGAGACUCCUCAGAGUCACUCUGUUGUUAAUGACGCUCCAAUUGAAGAAAAAAUACAAAGAGAACAAAUAGAGUAUCCAAAUGAGCAAGUGAAUGACACUAAAGUCAUCAAGACAAAUAAGCGUAAAAGAUUUUCUAGUGGUAAGAAACAAAAUAAGCUUGCAAAGGUACAGAAUAACAAACCUGUUCAGAGUGGCUUUUCUCGAAUGAAAUUCGUUAAACGUAGAGUAACUUUAUUGGAAAAAUUAUUAGAUAGUGAAAUAAGACAUGAACGCAAUGUUUUGUUACAAUGUGUACAGUAUGUCGUCACUAAUAAUUUCUUCAGAUAAUAGAGUUAAAAGACUGUGAUCACUCAAUUUUUACGCAAUAUAUUUUUAUUAAGUAGAA
This is a messenger RNA of Tribolium madens (black flour beetle), 1935 nucleotides long. RefSeq names its product nuclear fragile X mental retardation-interacting protein 1-like. NCBI's taxonomy places the organism in Eukaryota, Metazoa, Arthropoda, Insecta, Coleoptera, Tenebrionidae. Gene Ontology annotation, molecular function: RNA binding. Bases 219 to 1877 code for a protein of 552 amino acids. Gene Ontology annotation, cellular component: nucleus. Gene Ontology annotation, biological process: box C/D snoRNP assembly. The record is from RefSeq and is a predicted model, not a curated record. The transcript has 4 exons.